CCUCAGAAUAGCCUUCUGAUCGCUCGCACCGCACCGCACCGCACCGCACCGCACCGCACCGCCAGCUGCCAAAGUACAAGCUCGCGCCUAGGCGUGGAUGCAGUCCCCAUCACCACCACGCAUUACUCACUUACACACUCUUCAGCCAUCAUCAUCAUGACACCUCAAGCCCAGACCACUCACGCGCGAGCCCUUUUGGAGGCCCUGCUCAGCAUCAGGCACAGCCCCACCACAUCCAGCAGCUCUCGUAGACCUUCAAACGGCUACGGUGGCACCAACUCCCUCUUAGCACCCGCCGUCGUAGGGCCUAUGCCCAUGUCCGCUGCUGCAAGCGCCAGCUAUAGACCUCAAAAGCCAUCCAGUCUGGCAGCUAGCAGCACCAGCAGCGUUGUGGAUGGUCACGACGAACCGGACCUCGAAGCAGAAGUUCAGCUUCAAGGCGUCUCCUCCAGGCUUCAUCAGCUGCACUUGUCCGCACGUCGUCCAAGCCUGACAGUACAAGCGGAAUCGCAAGCGGAGCAGACGAUGCUCGAUUUGGCUGACGACGACGACGAAGAUGAUGCGGAUGCGGAUGCCCACGCGGAUGCAGCUGCAGAAGCUCGUGUACAUGCCCUCAUCGCCAGCAGCGACUCCGAGUCAGAGGAACCUUCCCUGACGCCUUCUCGAUACAGCUCAUCGCGACGGCCAUCCGCCACGGUUCGCAGUCCCUCUUUUGCCUUCUCGCAGCUGAGCAGCUCGGCGGAGAGCGCGUCUGAAGGCGUCAAGAGCCCUCCAACGCCUCCACUGGCAUCCUUGCUGUCCCCUGCGGACAUUGCCAAGCACUCCGCUCGCAUAUUGGGCCUGUUGGACAGCGCAGAUUUGCAAGACGAAGAUAGAAUCGAGCAGGUUCGCGAUGCGCUUGCUGAAGCGCUCAAACUCGCAUCGGAUGGGGAGCCCUUGCCUCCUUCGCGUCUCGAUGCGCUCGUGUUGGACCUGCUACACCGCCACCGCGAAGAUGUCCGUCCAAGCGGUGCCGUCGUGCCCAACCCCUUGGCCAGCGCCGUGGGACUCACGCAAGCUGGCUUGGCCAUGGCAGCGUAUGGGGGCGGGAGUGGUGCUCUCACUACCAUUUCAUCGCCAAAUCGCCGACCAGCAUCGCUGCGGACAUUUAGCAACAGCUCAUCCGGUGUGCCUCAUCCUCACCUCACGCGUCCUUGGACGCCAACGUCUGCUGCUGCCAACGCUGCUCAUGCUGGUCCACGCAUUCCGUCUGCUGCGGCUUCCGGAAGUAGCCCGCUGCCGAGUCCUGCUUUCGUGUCUCCUACCUGGGGCGAUCUUGCGCUAGGCUCCGGUACUGAGAAUCUGUCCGUCUUCAACUCCUCGGCCAAAAGCGGUGCUGAUGCUUGGCCCACGCCAGCAAGUCCGACACCAGCUCAUCUUCAUCAGACAGCCUUGCUGGGAUCCAGCGUCGAUAGUCAGCGGGCCUCUCCUCGGCCUUGGCACAGAUCUGGCAGCUUUCUCGGAAAGGAGGGCGGCGGCGGGGGUGGCGGCGCGGCCUGGUCUUCUAGUUUGGGGCUGGCACCGAGCACCCCUUUCACAGGUACCACUCUGCCAUCCUCUUCAAGCGGCUCAACCAGCACUGGCCUUCCCGCCGGCAUGAGGCCAGCGUUGUUGCCGACAAGUGCGGGUGCAGCAGCUGUAGCUGCCAACGCUGCGAGCACGAGGCCACUCUCGCCGUCUCCUCUUGGCAGCCCUAGGCUCAACGUGGGAGCUUCAGAGUUCAAGCCUCGAGCUUCUUCGGGCGCUUCGCCCGCGCGACCAGGCUCGGAGAGCGGGUGGCCCAGUUCGAGCAACGCUGCCUCUCUCUCCCCCUCGACGAAUCGACGUGCAUCAUCUCAAGCCGCUGCGCCUUCUGGUCUGGCACGAAGCGCUUCGCUGCUCGGCAGCACGUCUAGCCAAGGCAGAAGCGGCAAUGGUUCCAGGUCGUCUGCCAGCGGAAGCGAAAGUGACACGGACGGCGACACGGACGAGUUCUCGCCCUUCGCUGUGGCUAGCAAUACGAGCGCUGCCCGAAGUACUUCAAGCGCUGCUACAUCCACCCGACCCAAUUCCACGUCGACAGCAUCCGCUCUCACGGCUCACACCAUGACGUCCACUCCUGGUCUGCUUGCCUUUGGAUCUGGAGACGAGAGAGGCAGCUUCUAUGCCGAUUCCACUACUAGCGUCAGCUCGUUGAGCGGUGCGAGCUCCGGAGGUAAUCACGACGCGAGUCCACUGGCUCAGAUGCAUGCGGGUGCUUCCUCGGGCUGGAGCGUCGGCAUGUACAGCGACGAAGAGUCAGCGUUGGCCGCCACAAUGACGCCCUUUGACGUGCUCUUCAGCAUCCUCAACUCUAGUUCAGGAGCUGCACCUUCUUCGGUAGGAUCUGCAUCGUCAACAGGCUCAUUCCAGCAACAACAGCAGCAGUGGACACCUGAGCAGAUAGAAGAAGCAUUGGCAGCAAAUGGAUGGGAUGUGGACGCUACACUUGCGGCCAUCAUGGAUGCUGGUGGACAAGGCUUGGCUGGAAGCUCUGCUCGAAGCGGGGCGCAAAGUGGAUCCGUUCCAGUGGGCCCUCGAGCUGUCGCUGCUGCCACUCCACGAUAUCCCAGGGGCAUUUCUGUGCCUGGCGGUAGUGGCGUCAGCUUGAUGAGCCGGGAAGCUUUUGCAAACUACAGGCAAUCUCAAGCUGCUCAGGGGGGCAGUGCUGCGGCGCGCUUCGCCAGCUCGUCUGCUGCUCAGCAUCCAUCGUCGACUGCUCAGCCCAAGCAGAAUCGAGUGUGCAAAUACUGGGCAAGCUCUGGGGGCUGCUUGAGGAGGGACUGCGCUUUCUUGCACUCUGAUCGCGCACUGUGCAUCCACUGGCUCCGUGGUCGGUGCCUCAACGACAACUGUGCAUUCACGCAUUCAAUCGAUGCGGUGCAGACCUUGGCGAGCGGGCUUGCUGCUGGCUCGACGUCGUCAUCAGGUACUCCGCAUAGUCCAAAUAGCUCAGCUGCUUCUGUUCCGACGGCACCAUCCGCCUCUUCGUCAGCUGGGACCGAGCCUCGCACGCCUCCUAACGAUGAUUUCCCAGAAUUGGGCCAACUCAUACCCGCCGGUCCAAAAACUACUCGCGCAAGGGCGAGCGGCGCUCCGCCUGGUGCGCCUACGGGUCCUGCCACAAACAGUUCUGCCAGCUCGUCGGACAGCAGCAGGAUCAGAUGGGCAGCAGCUCUUCAAAAGGGCAAGAAUCAAUCUCCCAUGGCGCUCGUGGCUGGUGAUGCGCCAGCGGUGCACGUACACAAGGCAUCUGCACCGAGCAGAGCACCCACUGGUCCACGAAGCAGCACCUCGUCAGCCUCUACUGCUGCGCCUGCAGGUGCGAGCAAUCGACCAAGCCCCCGCAUCGUCCUUCGACCGCCAGCUUUGGUCCCGACGCUGGACACUGGUAAGGCGGCUGCCGCCUCGUAUGCCUCGUAUAGAGGCGUGGCACUGUCAUUGAGUGAUCAACGGAAUCAAUGUCUGGCGCGUGCUGCAGAGGCGUGGAAGGUUGGAGAUGGAGCUGGCGCCCGUCAGUGGUCGGCCGAAGGACAAGCGCUGAAUGCAAAGUUGGCAGAGGAACAGCGAGGAGCUGUGACUCUCUUGAUGAGGGACAGGCAUAAGGCGAUCAAAGAACGUAUGGCCCUCGCUGGACCUGAGGGUGCUGGUGUGGGUGUGCAGUCUGACGAGGCUCAGGCCAGAGGAUUGAGAGGCAAAAGCGCGGGAGCGGGUCUCGGUCUUUGUCUAGGCGUAGCUUCCAUCUCUCAUCUCCGCGGAGGCGGCAAGCAGUCCACGUCACCUUCGGUUGAAGAGAGGACAGAGUACCUGAUGGACUUGCACGGCUUGCAUGGCGAAGAGGCGGUCACGCUGGUGGAGCAAUUCCUGCUGGGAUUGGAGAGAGAAAAUGCAAGAGGAAUCGCUUACCUGGCUACUGGCACGGGCAGGCAUACCAGCACGUCGACAGAUAGAAGACGAGUGGGUCUGGCGCAAGCUGUCCGAGCUUGGCUGAGCAGCUGGCACUAUGUGAGUCGAACAAUCGCGAGCGAUGUGUGUUACGUGAGCAUGAUGUGGACGACUUUGGCUCACGAAGAUCGACCUUUUGCCGCUUUGUGCGCACGGAUUUCAGCCAUACGUUGAGCAUGAAGGUGUGCUCGCUGUCGACCCGCUCACGCACGCUUAGAGCCCUUGCGUCGCAGA
This is a messenger RNA of Ceraceosorus guamensis, 4236 nucleotides long. RefSeq lists its product as hypothetical. Bases 157 to 4176 code for a protein of 1339 amino acids. Lineage: Eukaryota; Fungi; Basidiomycota; Exobasidiomycetes; Ceraceosorales; Ceraceosoraceae. Gene Ontology annotation, molecular function: metal ion binding. The transcript is spliced from 5 exons. The record is from RefSeq and is a predicted model, not a curated record.